Messenger RNA from Acanthoscelides obtectus, 327 nucleotides. The record is from the annotation of a GenBank genome assembly. Lineage: Eukaryota; Metazoa; Arthropoda; Insecta; Coleoptera; Chrysomelidae.
AUGGCGCACCUGCCCACAACUCCAGAGGUUUUUAUGAUGGAUUUUGAUAGCAGAGCUGGUCCGUCAAAGAGAGUUAGAUAUGGGGAUCCGGACUUUGAAGAAACUUUGCUGAAAUGGGCGGAUGAGGUCGAUGAAGACGACAGUGAUAUUGAUUCAGAUGCCGAAUUCAUUUACAAAUAUUUCAAAACUGCUGUAGAGUUUUGUUUAAAGACAACGUAUUUUUUAUGUGAGAAUAGCUUCUCCCAGACUGCAAUGGGCUCACCAAUUUCCUCUACAAUUGCAAACUUGGUUAUGGAAAAACUGGAAAUACUGUUCUUGAAAGUUUGA